AUGAGAGAAUACCGGCAGAAUCUUGCGCUUCAAGUAUAUCUCCAGAAGCUACGAGAAGAGAGCCCUCUCGUACCAUAUCAGCCAUCCUCGCCCGAGACGACCCUGAUCUCCCGAUACGUUGGCGUGCUCGGACCAGAGCCCGCUGGUAGGCAGCCUUUUGAGGUCUUAGGGACCUGGAUACAGUCUAUUCCCUCGCGCAUCGGGUCGAACAAGAUGCUUGAUUUGGCCGUUCAGUUCUUCGUCGAUAGUCACGCUACGUAUCGAGAUGAUAUGCACUCGAAGCGCAAGGUCGCGAGAGCUUCAAAGGCUAAAGCGCUCAAGGAAUUGCAGCUCGCCGUGAUGAACACUGAUAACAAGGUCACGUACGACAUCCUGUUGGCUACGAAAUUACACUACGCUGCUGAGGCUCUUCUAGGGCUCGAUACUAUGUAUUACGCGAUUCAUGCGUUCGGAAUCGCCGAGCUGCUGAGGUCAGGUGCGGUGGCGGAAGUUGAUGACGAUCAUUUCUGGAAUUUGAUCGACAAUACCUAUAUCGACGAUAGAGCGUCGAUGGCCGUCAUGCACGUUUUCAUUCAGUGCCCUUACGCGGUAGCAUUGAUCCGAGAAGCCAUUUCGAACCCCGAGGACACGAUCGCGCUUGCAAUCGCCAUGUCAUAUUUGGAGGGUCUGAUGCAAAUCAACGUGUCGCAGCACGUAGCUGAGCUCAUUGAAACGACCGUGUCUGUGGUACCGAUUCCACCGUCACCGGACGUCGCCGACCUAAUGCCCGACACCCUCGAGUUCAAUUCGAUGGCCAUUGCCCCAUGGCACCGCAUGACCCGAGAUCUUACUACUCAACGCUCACCAUCCGCCUCGCCAGGCACCCCCUCGGACGUGGCGACGGAGGUCACACGCGCCAAGCGCAUGCAAGCCUGGAUAGUCAACGAAACCAACAAGAUACACAAGAACUGGAACGUCGCCACCGUCGAUGAAGAAAUUCUUAUCGAAGCUCUAGAAGCUUUAUCCGGAGAGAAGAUGCCAGAUUGGCUACCAACACGCGUGCGAUUCGUCCCCGAAGAAGGCGAAAUGGCUCUACACAUGGAAUUCGAGAACAGAACAGGGACCUACUCCACCGGGAGAAUCGAUAAUGGCAGAGGAAGAAUGUACAUGUGGUCGAGCUACCGCUCAGAGGAGGGCGGAAUGAAAGACCUGUAG
Molecule: messenger RNA, 1194 nt
Organism: Alternaria viburni
Lineage: Eukaryota; Fungi; Ascomycota; Dothideomycetes; Pleosporales; Pleosporaceae
Exons: 5
Coding region: 1-1194 (397 amino acids)
Source: RefSeq, a predicted model, not a curated record